Cucumis sativus (cucumber) is the source of this 1492-nucleotide messenger RNA. Its product is annotated as ethylene-responsive transcription factor ERF011. Lineage: Eukaryota; Viridiplantae; Streptophyta; Magnoliopsida; Cucurbitales; Cucurbitaceae. Gene Ontology annotation, biological process: regulation of DNA-templated transcription. Bases 336 to 785 code for a protein of 149 amino acids. Gene Ontology annotation, molecular function: DNA binding; DNA-binding transcription factor activity. The transcript has a single exon. The record is from RefSeq and is a predicted model, not a curated record.
AUAAAUAAUAUAAUCCCAAAACCCAAACCCAAACCCAAACCCAAAUCCAAAUCCUAUGUAUUUAAAGUUCAUCCAUACAACGCCACCUUCUUUUUUGAUUCAAACGGCUGUGCCUCUUUUUGUUUUUAUAUACCCAAUUCCUAUGAAAAUCCCAACCCAAAACCCCAUGUAGUUACCCUCCUUUUUCAUAUUCAUCGUUUUUCUCAUGCCCCCCGGCCCCUUCCCUACUUCUGAUCAACUUUCAAUUUUUACCUCUAAAACUCUUUUAUAUCACCCAAACACAGACCGUGUGUUUCGAUAUUUAUUUAUUAGUUUUUGGUGUUUUCUCUAAACACAUGGAAGGAGAAGUUUGCUCUGUAAAUUCAUCCUCCCCAAAGAGGAAGCAACGGCACGAUCAGAAUCAUCUCCAACAACAAAAGCCUUACAGAGGAAUACGUAUGAGGAAGUGGGGAAAGUGGGUUGCGGAAAUCAGAGAACCCAACAAACGCUCCAGGAUUUGGCUUGGUUCAUACACAACCCCCGUCGCCGCCGCUAGAGCUUACGACACCGCUGUCUUCUAUCUCCGUGGACCCACCGCUCGACUUAACUUCCCAGAUUUGAUGUUCGAAACCGAUCAGCUUCACGACAUGUCGGCCGCCUCCAUACGCAAACGAGCCACCGAAGUCGGCGCUAGGGUUGACGCCAUCCAGACCUCUCUCCACGCCUCUAAUUCCGCCGGUACUCAAAUUUCCGAUAAGCCCGAUUUAAACGAAUACCCCAACCCUGAAACCUCAGACGACGAUUAAUCUCAAUUAAUAUCUCAUUCUCUACCGUUACAAGCAAAAUUACGAAAAAGAGUAUCCUUCCUCACAUGAUUAUCAUGAUUAAAAAGAAAAAGAAAAAGAAAAAACGGAACCACAAUGAUUCCGUUUUGUUCGGUUGUAGUUCUUCGAUUGUAACCGGCUUAUACAAAUACUUGAACUCUCUCCUAAUUUUGUAUGUUGGUUCUUAUUCGAAUUCAAUUUUUUUUUUCUUGUUAUUUCUGGUUAAUUAGUUUUUGUUAGCGCCGCCGAGGACGGUUAGUUCCGGUUACGCCCACCGGAGAAAUUUAGGAUAAGGGACAAAAAAAAAGUUCGGAGGGAGGGGGGACAACAAAUGGUGCACAUGACAUGCUUGUGGAGUCCACAACAAGGCACAAUGAAAAGAGAAGCCCAAUAUUAUGUGAGAGCGAGAGAAAGCGAUAUAUAAUAGUGGCCCUCUCAUAUAUUAGGUUUUUUUUCUCUUUUCUCUCUCUUUUUUCAAUUCGUCACUUGCCAUUGAAUUUCAUUUAAAGUGACGGCAACCGGAUCGCCGCCGCUCUCCGCUCUUGCCAAACCAAAAUUAAGGCCACUACUCCCGCCGUUGUCAAUAUGGUUGGGGUUUUAGUCUUCUCGUAUUAAAUGAAAUUCUUAAAUUCUAUCAUCUUAUCUAUGUAAUGAAUUAAAUUAAACAAUUGAUCGAAACUUUUGACUUU